AGAGAGACUGCUUGAGAGUCGAGAUGGCUGAAGUGAUGGCGAGCGCCGCCACGAGCGUGAUGGGCUCCGUCAUCAGCAAGCUGACCGCCAUGCUCGGCGAGAAGUACCAGCUCGCCCGAGACGCUGAAGAAGGGAUCCGCUUCCUGAGAGAGGAGCUGAGCACCAUGGACGCCGUGCUGCAAGAGCUCGCGGAGAAGGACGACGACCAGAUCGAUCGGCGGGCCAAAGACUGGCGGAGCAAGGUGCGUGAGCUAUCCCUCGACAUCGAGGAUUGCAUCGACCGUUUCAGGCUCAAUCACAGCCAUGGAGGUUCCAAGGCAAACUUCGUGCGCAAGGCCGUGCGGAAGGUGAAGAUCUUGUUGCAGGACUGGGGAUUAGCAAAGGGGAUUCAGAAACUCAAGAGCCUCGUCGUCGAGCAGAGCGAGCGGGCCAAACGCUACGACAUCCACAAGUGCCUCGGCGCAACACCUCCGCCCGUGCCCUUAGAUCCUCGAGCAUAUGCUCUGUUUCAGGAGGCGAUAGAUCUCGUGGGGAUCGAUGGUCCUCGCAAGGAGAUCAUUGAGUUGUUGAAAUGUGAAGAGAUGCAGCACAAGGUGGUGUCCAUCUAUGGAACCGCUGGGCAGGGGAAGACCACUCUAGCCAUGGAGGUGUACCGCAAAAUUACUGAACCAUUUGAUUGCCAGGCUUUCGCAUCUGUAUCUCAAACUCCAGAUAUUAAGAAGCUCCUUAGAGAUGUAUUAUCUCAAAUAAGCAACAAGAAGUUUGACGGGGAGUCGCAAUGGUGGGAGGAACAGCAGCUCAUCCGCAAUAUGAGAGACUACUUAAUUGAUAAGAGGUACCUCAUCUUGAUUGAUGAUGUCUGGAGUGUAGCAGCAUGGGAGCUUAUACAGUCCGCCUUACCUCGCAAUGAUAAUGGAAGCAGAGUAAUUACUACAACACGCAGCAAAACAGUAGCCAAAUCAUGUAGUACUGGUAUUGCUGAACAAAUGUACGAAGCAAAGCCACUUGGAGAUGACGACUCUCAGAGAUUAUUCUUUAAAAGACUCUUUUGCUCCCCUGAAGAUUGUCCCCAAGAUUUGAUGAAAGUAUCCAGUGAUAUUCUGAAGAAAUGUGGUGGCUUACCACUAGCCAUAAUCAGUAUAGCUGGUUUAUUAGCAAACAGAAGGCAAACGGUAGAAGUCUGGGUCAAUACAUUGAAGUCCAUUUCUGCUGCAGUUGACAAAGAUUCUCACAUUGAUAAGAUGAAAAGAAUUUGGCUGCUUAGUUACUUUGACCUUCCUCCCCAUCUAAAGAGCUGUUUGUUAUAUCUGAGUGUGUUUCCAGAGGAUUAUUUGAUUGAUUGCAGACAGUUGAUAUUGUUAUGGGUAGCCGAAGCUCUGAUUCCUGGACAAGACAGGGAAAGUAUGGAGGAGCUUGCGACAAGUUACUUGAAUGAUCUGAUCAAUAGAAGUUUGGUUCAGCCAGUCAAGGUUGGAGCAGAUGGUACAACAGUGAAAACUUGCAGAGUUCAUGAUGUCAUACUUGAGUUUAUUGUAUCAAAGGCUGUCGAGGACAAUUUUGUUACAAUAUGGAAUCGUAAUGGGUUUUCUGACAAUUAUUCUUCCAACAAGAUUCGUCGUUUGUCCAUCCAGGAAGACAUUUCUGGCCAGGCUGAAGAGAUGUUGAAGACAAUAAAAAAUGCAGCUCAUAUUCGAUCAAUUAGCAUUUUUGGCGAUAAUAAUUCGGUGCUGGGUAAGCACGCCUCUGAGUUUUUAAGUAGCCAAGUCUUGCGAGUGCUGAAUAUAAGAGGUGGUGGGCUUAGAGAAUUCUAUCUUGGACAUGUCAAAAGAAUCAGUCAAAUGAAGUACUGCCGGAUAACCGGUAGACCCCAUGAGCUCCCAGAAGAUAUAGAAAAGCUGCAACAUCUAGAGACACUAGAUAUUAGUAACACUCGCAUUAGAAAACUACUGGCUAGUAUUAUCCAAUUGCAGAGGUUAGUGCGUCUUCGUGUUGAUUGGAAGGGGCAACUACCCGAUGGCAUUGGAAAUCUGCAGGCACUGGAAGAGCUGUCAACGAUCGAUUUGGGUUUUCAAUCUGUAAAGCUUAUCCAAGGACUCGGCGAUCUGAUCAAUUUGAAGGUACUUGAAAUUUUCUGGCGGACCGUCACUGUAGUACGUGAUGUGGAAGGCCACAAGAAAGCAUGUAUCUCAUCGCUCACCAAGCUAUUCACGAGACUUCGACAAUUAUCUGUGCGGGAGUGGCCUGAAGCCACGUUUCCAUUAAUGUCACUAUGUGUCGGUACUCCACCACCACUUCAGAGGCUUUCCCUUUCUAACUGGAAUAAAUCAAGUGCCGUGCCCCAUCAAAUCAGCUCGCUACUCAACCUGACCCGCCUCUACAUUGGACUUCAUUGUGAAGUAAGCAAGGAAGGAAUAAAUAUCCUAGCAAGUUUACCCAUCCUACUCUCUCUUACUGUUUUCUUGGAUGACAAAGAGGGAGAUUCGGACAUCUUCCACCCAAGGCAUGCAAUCAAUAGUCAAGGUUUCCAACGCUUGGUCAAGUUCACAUUCCGCUGUUGGUCUGAGGCAGUGUUAGAAUUUGAGUCGGGAGCCAUGCCAAAGCUCCAAAUGCUCUCACUAUUAACUGCGAUGCUGCUAAUUCAAGUAUGGGGAUUGUGGGCCUCAGACAUGUUGCUCUCACUAUUAACUGCGACGCUGCUACUGCUAACGAGGUGGAUUCUUUGGAGGAUGACAUCACAGGUGCAGCAGGCGUCCAUCAUAACCGUCCCAUAGUCCAGGUCGAAAGAUGGUAUCAAGGUUCGAUGGCACAUGGGUGCAGCAGGCGACCAUCUGGCUAUCCCACACUAGAAGCACCAUGACCAUGAAUGCAUGAUGUGGAAAAUAAAUAUCAAUAUCAGCAAUCAUCUUUUUCUCUGUUUCAGCCACCCCCCGAGCAUAAAUUGAUUGUCACAAUUGGUGCCGUAGCUUUAUUUUCUAUUUUUUUAUAAAGAGUAUUUCACAUACUCCCUACUUUCCAAAAUAUAGGUCAUUUUGGUCAUUUUAGAUUUAUAGUAUUUGCUAUGUACUUAGAUAUAAUGUAUAUCUAUCAGCAUAACAAAAUCUAUGAAUAAUCUAAAAAAGUCAAGCCUUA
Panicum virgatum (switchgrass) is the source of this 3129-nucleotide messenger RNA. Its product is annotated as disease resistance protein RGA5-like. Bases 24 to 2771 code for a protein of 915 amino acids. The transcript is spliced from 2 exons. The record is from RefSeq and is a predicted model, not a curated record. Lineage: Eukaryota; Viridiplantae; Streptophyta; Magnoliopsida; Poales; Poaceae. Gene Ontology annotation, molecular function: ADP binding. Gene Ontology annotation, biological process: defense response to other organism.